AACCAUUUCUCGUUUGACUUUAGUCCGACUUCGGCGAUUUGUUUACCAGGCUGCAGCUAAAAUGUCGGCGAUCGCGGCUCUGGCUUCCUAUGGCACCGGCAGCGACAGUGGGAAUGAUUCGGAUGGGGAUUGCGCAGAGGUUCCUUGCAGGGAUGCCCUGGUUCAUUUACAGGCCCUUGAUUCCGGGAAGUCGAUGUCAGUCGUUUUGAACUCGGCGCCCGAGGUCGCCGUAAAGGAAGAUGUGGAGACAGGAGUUCACCUUGACCCAUUCCUGAAGGAAGUCACGUUCAAUCCAUUGUAUGAAACUAUGUUUGCACCAGAGUUUGGACCAGUGAACCCUUUCAAGACACAGCAGAUGGCUGCCCCUAGAAAUAUGCUGUCUGGAUAUGCUGAACCUGCCCAUAUUAAUGAUUUCAGGUUUGAGGAGCAAAGAAGGACCUUUCAUACUUAUGGUUAUGCUUUGGAUCCAACAUUAGACCACAGUGAAGUUCCAGCAGGGGACACAUAUAUUGGUAGUGUUGAAGAUGCUGAAAAGAAUCAAGGACUUACAGUAUUUGAAUCUGGUAAAAAGAAAUCAGAAAAGCGAAAGAAAUUAAAAGAAUCAGACCCAGCAAAUAUUGAAGGCUUUCAAGGACCUUGGGCAAAGUAUGUUGAUGAGAAGGAUGUGGCCAAGCCUUCAGAGGAAGAACAGAAAGAACUUGAUGAGAUCAUCGCAAAAAGGCAGAAGAAGGGCAAACAAGAAGAUGAGAAACCUGCAGAAGAGAAAACAAUCCUUCACAUCAAAGAUAUGUAUGACUAUCAAGGCAGAUCAUAUUUGCACAUUCCUCAAGACCUUGGAGUCAAUUUACGAUCUGAUCAACCACCCGAGAAGUGUUACCUCCCUAAGAAGCAGAUGCACGUAUGGGCUGGACAUACUAAGGGCGUCAGUGCUAUUCGACUAUUUCCAACGUCUGGUCACCUGCUUUUGUCCUGUUCCAUGGACUGUAAAAUCAAGCUUUGGGAAGUUUACAAUGACCGCAGAUGUAUUCGAACAUUCAUCGGUCAUAGUAAAGCUGUGCGAGAUAUCUGUUUCAACAAUGAUGGCAAGCAAUUUCUCAGUGCUGCUUAUGACCGCUACCUUAAACUCUGGGAUUCCGAGACAGGGAAAUGUAUUGCCAGGUUUUCUAAUCGAAAAGUCCCAUACUGUGUUAAGUUUAAUCCUGAUGAAGAUAAGCAGCAUCUGUUUGUGGCUGGAAUGUCAGACAAGAAAAUUGUCCAGUGGGACAUUCGAUCUGAAGAGAUUGUGCAGGAAUAUGACAGGCAUCUGGGAGCUGUUAACACAAUCACAUUUGUGGAUGAAAACAGGCGAUUUGUGAGUACAUCUGAUGACAAGAGCCUCCGAGUCUGGGAAUGGGAUAUUCCUGUGGACUUCAAAUACAUUGCUGAGCCAAGUAUGCACUCCAUGCCUGCAGUGACAUUGUCACCCAAUGGAAAAUGGCUGGCGUGUCAAUCGAUGGAUAACCAAAUUCUAAUCUUUGGAGCUCAAAACAGAUUCCGGUUGAACAAGAAAAAGAUCUUUAAGGGCCACAUGGUGGCAGGUUAUGCUUGUCAGGUGGAUUUCUCACCUGACAUGAGUUAUGUUGCUUCAGGUGAUGCUGAUGGAAAACUGAACAUCUGGGAUUGGAAGACAACCAAACUUUACAGUCGAAUCAAAGCGCAUGAUAAAGUUUGCAUUAGUGCAAUCUGGCAUCCUCAUGAAACAUCAAAGGUCAUCACAUGUGGUUGGGACGGACAGAUCAAGUUGUGGGACUGAUGGGAUUUCCUGGAAUUACCUGGCAUCAGGACUCUUGAGAUACUGUCUUCAAAUUCGUUGAGAAAUGCUUUCAGAUACGUUCUAAGUGACUGAAGCAACUGACAUUCUCAAGGAAUGUUGGAUGUGUAUUAGAUUGAAGGCUCAGGAUGCAAGAAUACCCAUCUGCUUCUUUUAUAAACUUGAGUCAUCUUAAACAAUCAACAAACUAUUCAGUACUGUUUUAUUCUCCCAUUAUUUAUUAAGAAUUUGUGCUCUUUUGAGGGAAAAAAAUUCUGAGUGAUUACAAAUUGGAAGGAACAAGAUAAACGAUAUUUUUGAACACAACUUUGAAGUCUUCCUGUGCAAAGAACUGUUCUAAUAUACAGUGCUUCUGUUGGGCCAAAUCAGUUAAAGGUCGCUCAGAGGAAUGUGGUAUCUUCAAAGAACCUAGUGUCCUUUCAAUGCAGAAGUAAUAUUUAAUGCAAUUGCAGCAUGUGGGUUACUAAAAGAACCUUGUGUUACAACUCUCUUUAUAGCAUUGUGUCUGUUAUUAUCUAUCUUCCAAUUAAUGUCUCCAGACCUAUUAAUUAAAUAGUACAUGCAAUUCCAAAAUGGUUAGUUUCUGAGGGGUACUUGUUUGAGCACCACCAAUUACAGAAACAAGUCAUCGUCUUUCCUGUCAAGGGAUUUGAUCUUGAUUGCAUCUCAUUAAUAAGAUUGACCUUUCUUCAAAUAUAUUGUUCAACUAUUCAAAAUUGUUCAAACUAUUAAUUGAUUGAAAACUAAUAUUUACCCUGUGGUCACAAUUUUGCUACAAAAUAUUUUUUUAUUAUUCAGCCUGUUUCUGUUGUGAGAUUUAAUGUAGUCCUAAUUACAAUCCUGCAUAUUUCCCCUUCAAUAUAAUUGCAGACAUUUACACAGUGGUGGAGUAUAGAAAAUUGGUAAUCAAACUGCCUGCCCUUGUAGUCUGAAACAAAGACAAUUUUGCAGAUGCUGGAAAUCUGAAAUAUCAAUGUGGGAAAUACUCAGCAGGUCAAGUUGCUUGCAAAAGGCAAAUAGAAUUUAAUUUUAAUGUGGAUUGAGAAAGGUUACAUGAGCUUUUCUAGCUGUGAUGUUUAUUUUCUGACUUAAAAUGUUAACUGCUUUUGCUCUAUUAAUAUUACUUAACAGGUUGAGUAUUUCCAGUAAUUUUUUGUUUCAUUAAUUUCUAUGACAGAAUGUGGGUUGAACCAGAAGGAAAAAUAUCAAGUACCUUGGUGUAUGUGGAAGGAGUUUAAACAGAACUCAGAGGUACUGGUAUCUACAGGUCUCCAACAAGAGUAUUUCAAUUAUUUUUAUGCUGAAUUAAUAAGAAUUUAUUUUUUGACAUUGGUGACCUGUCCUGAUUUAACAGUAAACAGAAUUCAAAGGGUCUUUUUAUGCAGCGUUUCUUGUUGUUUUGUGCAUUCUAAUAAAUGGACUUUCCUGUGCCAUUAUUUGUAUGUAUGUGUGUGUGUGUGCACAUUUGUUUCUCUGGCAUGUUAGUUUCUAGAGUCAGUUUCAGGCUGACAGCAUGAAAGAACAGAAUUCACAAUUAAAUGUCAAACAGUCCACUUUGACUGAUAAUAUGAAGCACAUUAAUGAAGAACAUUGCCCUUGAACUUUAAUGGCCUGUAAACAACACACUUGAUAUUCGUAAAACUCAGAUGAAAGCUUAUGACUUGAAUAUUUAUUCAUUACUGCACAUUUUAAAUGCUACAUUAAAAAAUUCAAAUGGAUUGA
This is a messenger RNA of Mobula hypostoma (lesser devil ray), 3532 nucleotides long. It is a transcript of the gene cdc40, whose product is annotated as cell division cycle 40 homolog (S. cerevisiae). Gene Ontology annotation, molecular function: mRNA binding; protein binding. The record is from RefSeq and is a predicted model, not a curated record. NCBI's taxonomy places the organism in Eukaryota, Metazoa, Chordata, Chondrichthyes, Myliobatiformes, Myliobatidae. The coding region runs from base 62 to 1792 and encodes 576 amino acids. Gene Ontology annotation, biological process: mRNA splicing, via spliceosome. Gene Ontology annotation, cellular component: catalytic step 2 spliceosome. The transcript is spliced from 15 exons.